This is a messenger RNA of Caenorhabditis angaria, 12576 nucleotides long. NCBI's taxonomy places the organism in Eukaryota, Metazoa, Nematoda, Chromadorea, Rhabditida, Rhabditidae. The record is from the annotation of a GenBank genome assembly.
AUGUUAAAAAAUGCAUUUUUAACUUCGAAAGAUCAAUUCACGAAAAGUCAAAAAAUGUCUUAGUUUUUCGAGUUUUUCAGCCAAAAAUGAUGACAAAUCAAUAUUUUUGAAGCUUCUGGAGUAAUUUCUGAUGAAAAUUGACCUGAAUUCACUUUCCAGAAGGUUUUGCUGAUUUUUCGUAAAAUAAAAAAAUUUUAAAUUUUGAUGAAUUUCGAAAAAAUUCAUAAAAUAAAGCAAAAUAGGGUUCUCGAAGCUUAUUUUCAUCAGAAAUUACUCGAGAAGCUUAAAAAAUAUUGAUUUGUCAUCAUUUUUGGCUGAAAAACUUGAAAAACUAAUUUUGACCUACAAUGUUUUUUCGAAAUUUUUUGAAUUUUCGUGAAUUGAUCUUUCGAUGUUAAAAAAACAUUUUUAAACUUGAAUUUUUUCGCAAGGCGCCGAAAUUCAAAAAUUAAAAAAAAAAAUUUGAUUCUACAGUAAUCCAGAAAAUGUUGGCGCCAAAGCCUCUCUGUCGAGAAAAAAACGGCAUAAUUUUAUUUGUGUAAAUAUUUUUUGUGGUAGUAAUAGUUUUGGUUUCUCUCUCUCUCUCUCUCUCUCUCUCUCUCUCUCUCUCUCUCUCUCUCUCUCUCUCUCUCUCUCUCUCUCUCUCUCUCUCUCUCUCUCUCUCUCUCUCUCUCUCUCUCUCUCUCUCUCUCUCUCUCUCUCUCUCUCUCUCUCUCUCGCAAUUUGUUCCCAAAAAUGUGUCUUUUUUUUUUUUUUGGCUGCAUCUUCAUUUAUCUGACUGUUUAGAUUUUUACACUAAAAAAUCGGCGAAAAAUCGUGAUUAGAAAGAUAUUUAUUUUUGUUUGUACUGAUUUUUUUUCGAUUUUUUUGAGGCGCCAAAAAUUUUGAUUUGAAUUUUUGAAUUUUCGAAAUUACUGUAGAUCAAAAAAAGUGCACAUUUCUGAUUUUUGCGCCCAAAAAAAAACACUUGAAAUUUCAAAAAAAAAACUUGAUCUUUGCAAAAUCGAAAUUUUUUUGACGCGAAAAGAAAUUCGUCAAAUGACCAAAAAUCUCAACUAAUUUUCAAGUGUUCCUAAGUUUAUAAUAACCUCUCAUUUUUUUUACAUGAAUCACCGUGCAGUUUUUUGAAUUUAGCGCAAAAUUUUAGUGCUGAAAAUCUAAAAUUCUGGAAAUUUUCGUAAAAAAAAUUUUUUAGGGAUAAAUUCCUUCUGAAAAUUCUGAAUUUUAAAUUUUUUAUUUUAUUUUAAUUUUUGCCUCUGACUUCUCUGCGUCUCUAACCAUAUAUUUUCUCUAGCUGUCUAGCUUCUCUGCGUCUCUAUCUUGUUUCUCAUCUCUAGCUCUACCUUCUCUGCGUCUCUCACAUUCCAAUCAUCUCUAGCUGUCUAGCUUCUCUAUGUCUCUCACAUCCCAAUUAUCUCUAGUUCUAUAGCUUCUCUGCGUCUCUCACAUCCCAACUAUCUCUAGCUGUCUAGCUUCUCUGCGUCUCUAGCUUGUUUCUCAUCUCUAGUUCUAUAGCUUCUCUGCGUCUCUAGCUUCCCAAUUAUCUCUAGCUGUCUAGCUUCUCUGCCUCUCUAACCAUAUAUUUUCUCUAGCUGUCUAGCUACUCUGCGUCUCUAGCUUUCCAAGUAUCUCUAGCUGUCUAGCUUCUCUCUGUCUCUAGCUUCCCAAUCAUCUCUAGCUGUCUAGUUUCUCUGCGUCUCUAGCUGUCUAGCUUCUCUCUGUCUCUCACAUUCCAAUGAUCUCUAGUUCUAUAGCUUCUCUAUGUCUCUAGCUUCCCAAUUAUCUCUAUUUCUAAAGCUUCUCUGCGUCUCUACCCUCAAAAUAAUAUAAAUUUCCAGAAUCAGCAGUGGCUCCGUCACCAGCUCCUCCCCCACCAACCGCUUCUUCCGCCUCCUCUUCCGCCCCUCCACCGCAUCUCGCGCUCUCCAAAACGCAAUCAAUGGAAGUGGGCGGCGUCGGCGGUGUUCAAGUGGUGCAACCGCAGCUCAGCUCGAGUUUGCCGGGUGGCGGCGGCACAUCGCUGGCGCAACGCCCCCGUCGACAAUCGCUGCUCAUCGGCCAACGCAGUUUGGAUGUUUAUAAUGAGGUGGAUCAGGGUCCGAAAUUUGUGCGAUGGAUUAUUGAGAAGUUCAGAUCGUGGGGAUUUUUGAUUGCGAAACACGCGUGGAUUGCCAUUGUGAUUUGUUUGAUUGUUUCGGCGUUGUCGGUGUUGAAGAUUGUGACGACGAAGUGAGUUAGAGACGCAGACGGGGGCUAGAUAGACAGCUAGAGAUAAUUAGAGAGUGAGAGAAACUAGACAACUAGAUAGAGAUAACUAGAAAGCUAGAGAUAAUUAGAGAGCGAGAGACACAGGUGAGCUAGAGAAAAAUAGAUGGUUAGAGACUCAGAGCGGCUAGACAGCUAGAGAUAAUUAGAGAGUGAGAGACACAGGUAAUCUGGAGAAAAAUAGAUGGUUAGAGACGCAGAGCGGCUUGACAGCUAGAGAUAAUUAGAGACGUAGAGAAACUAGACAACUAGAUAGAGAUAACUAGACAGCUAGAGAUAAUUAGAGAGUGAGAGACACAGGUAAGCUAGAGAAAAAUGGAUGAUUAGACACAUAGAGAUGCUAGACAACUAGAGAUAGCUAGAUGGUUAGAGACGUAGAGAAACUAGACAACUAGAUAGAGAUUACUAGACAGCUAGAGAUAAUUAGAGAGUGAGAGACACAGAUAAGCCAGAGAAAAUGAGAUGGUUAGAGACGCAGAGCGGCUAGACAGCUAGAGAUAAUUAGAGAGUGAGAGACACAGAGCGGCUAGACAGCUAGAGAUAAUUAGAGAGUGAGAGACACAGAUAAGCCAGAGAAAAUGAGAUGGUUAGAGACGCAGAGCGGCUAGACAGCUAGAGAUAAUUAGAGAGUGAGAGACACAGAGCGGCUAGACAGCUAGAGAUAACUAGGAAAUGAGAGACACAGAUAAGCCAGAGAAAAUGAGAUGAUUAGAGACGCAGAGAGGCUAGACAGCUAGAGAUAAUUAGAGAGUGAGAGACACAGAGCGGCUAGACAGCUAGAGAAAUUUAGAGAGUGAGAGACAUAGGUAAGCUAGAGAAAAUGAGAUGGUUAGAGACGCAGAGGGGGAAGUUAGACAGCUAGAGAUAAUUGGAGAGGUAGAGAAACUAGACAACCAGAUGGCGAGGGACGCAGAGAGGCCAGACAGCUAGAAUUAUUUGAUAUAGUGAGGAUGCUAGAGAAGCAGAGCGGCCAGACAGCUAGAGAUUAUUGAUAUAGUGAGAGACGCAGAGAAGCUAGAGAAAAAUAGAUGGUUAGAGACGCAGAGCGGCUAGAUUUUUGGAAUGUUUUUAAAUUUUUUGACCUGAAAUUCGGAUUCUACGUUAAAUUUUAUCCUAGAAAAAUUAAUUUUUGAACCCAAAAUAUGGUUAGAGACACAGAGAAGCCAGACGGCUAGAAAUCACUAGGAAGUUAGAGAUGCAGAGGGGCUAGACAUCUAGAGAAAAAUAUAUAUGGUUAGAGACGCAGAGGGGCUAGACAUCUAGAGAAAAAUAUAUGGUUAGAGACGCAGAGAAGCUAGACAGCUAUACAAAAAUAGAUGGUUAGAGACGCAGAGUAACCCUAGGCUCAUUUCAUAUCAAAAUGCUCCAAAUUUUUGCAGACAAAAAAACGAUAUAACCGGAUAUUCUCCAUAUGGUGCACGAGCUCUCACCGAAUACACAGAAUAUUCUCGAUUUUUCUCAUCCGAAGGUCUUGCUGUCGCCGCCUAUCUUUUCAUCAUAGCAAAAGAUAACGGAAGUAUGACGAGACCCGAUUAUUUGGAGGAAACUAUUCAAGUUUUGAAUUUUGCCAUGAAUAAUAUCACAAUGUUUGAUGCGACAUCCAACAAAAAUGAGACUUUUAAUCAGUUUUGUCAGAAUUUUUGUCAGAUUAAUGAGCCGGUUCGACAGUUUUAUGUGAGUUUUUAUGAAUUUAGGGUACUGUAGAUGGUUUUGGCGCGAAAAUUUGGAGUUUUUUGAGACCAAAUAUGCCUAGGGGUACUGUAGAUGAUUUUGGCGCGAAAAUUCCGGAUUUUUUGAGACCAAACAUGCUUAGGGGUACUGUAGAUGGUUUUGGCGCGAAAAUUUGGAGUUUUUUGAUACCAAACAUGCUUAGGGGUACUGUAGAUGAUUUUGGCGCGAAAAUUCCGAGUCUUGUGAUACCAAACAUGCUUAGGGGUACUGUAGAUGGUUUUGGCGCGAAAAAUUCGAGUUUUUUGAUGCCAAACAUGCUUAGGGUACUGUAAAUUCAGAAAAUUCAACUACAGUACUCUGUGUCCCUUUGAAAUCCAAUUUUUUCAAAAAAAUUCAAAUCUACGUUUUUGGCGCCGAAACUCAGCCCUACAGUACCCGACAAAUUCUAUCGAAAAAUUCGAAUUUUGCGCCAAAAAACCCACUUACAGUACUCUAUGUCCCUUUAAAAAUAUUUUAACAAGCAAAUUUAAAAAAAUUCAAAUCAAUUUGUUUUUUUCGCGCCAAAAACCCCUCACCUACAGUACUCCUUCUAUGUCCCUUUAAAAAAUAUUUUGAGCUAAUUUCAAAAAUUCAAAUCAAUUUAUUUUUUUUCGCGCCAAAAACCCCCCACCUACAGUACCACCUUCUAUGUCCCUUUAAAAAUCCUCACUCAAUUUUUCCCGUUUCUUCCAGAAUGGCUACAAAAUUCUGAACGACGGUGGCGACAAUUCUCGAAUCAAAAUGAAUUAUCCGAUUUCGGAAAUGUUCGGCCGUCAAUUCUCACUUCAGCCCAAUUUUUUCGGCGUCGAAACUUUUGAAAAUUCGGAUCAAGCUGCGAAGAUUUUGGCUGGAAAUGAUGAUGAAAAUCUCGAUGUUGCUGCUGAAACUUCAAAUUCUACAGCAGAACCUAUGGCAGUUUCGAAGAUCACAAAUGUGAAAAGUGUCAAAAUGAUCACGUUGCAAUUUCGAGCCGAACACAAGGCGGGAUGGAAAGAUGAGGAGAUCAAAAAAUGGGAAAUGCAAUUGGUGGAGAUUUUUGAGAAGUUAGUGAAUACGGUAGAGCCUGGGGUACUGUAGAUUUUGAAAAUUUGCGAUUUUUUGAGACCAAAUAUGACUAGGGUUACUGUAAAUAGAUUUUUUUAGCCACGUGGCAGUGGCAGCAAAUUUACACGUGGAAUGUUUUCUUUCAGGACUACUGUAUGCGCCUAUAAAAAUUCCUUCGCAUGUUCCUUUAAACCUCCUACAGUAACCCUGGGAUUAUUUGGUGUCAAAAUGCGCGGGAUUACUGUAUGCGCCUUUGAAAAUUUGGAAAAAAACGCUUUCAUUUUUUUUAAUUUCUGAAAAACUGACAUGUUCCUUGAAACCUGCUACAGUAACCCUGAGCUUAUUUGGUAUCAAAAUGCUUAGAAUUUUCUUGGGACUACUGUAUGCGCCUUGAAACCUGCUACAGUAACCCUAGGCUUAUUUGGUCUCAAAACAUUCAGAAUUUUCUAGGGAAUACUGUAUGUCCCUUGAAACCUUCUACAGUAACCCUGGGCUUAUUUGGUCUCAAAACAAUCAGAAUUUUCUUAAGACUACUGUAUGUCCCUUUAAAAUUCCACAAAACUUUGUAUGUUCCUUGAAACCUGCUACAGUAACCCCGAGCUUAUUUGGUCUCAAAAUGCGUGGAUUUUUUUUGGGAUUACUGUAUGCGCUUUUGAAAAUUAGAAAAAAAACGCUUUCAUGUUUUGCAAGGCUUUUUAAAAUUCCUGACAUGUCCCUUGAAACCUCCUACAGUAAUCCUGGGGUUAUUUGGUCUCAAAACAAUCAGAAUUUUCUAGAGAAUACUGUAUGCGCCUUUAAAUCCAAAAUUUUUCCAGAAACUACAACUCAAAACGCCUGAAAAUCUACUCAUAUUCUCAAACGUACGUGGAAGAGGAAAUGGUGCGCGGUGGUAUUAUAAUGAUACCGUACCUCGUCGUCGGCUUCUCGAUUAUGUGUGUUUGUAGUUGUAUUCUGGUGAUGACUCGUGCACUUUAUAUGCAUCAGGAGAAUUUUUAUAAGGUACGGUAGUUUUGUAGUUCGGGGUACUGUAGAGUUUUGAAGUGCGCGCACGCGAUUUGGAGCAUUUUGAUAUACGAUAAGAGAGCUGGUUAGAGACGCAGAGAAGCUAGACAGCUAGAGAUAGAGAGAAGGUGAGAGACGCAGAGAAAUGAGACAGCUAGAGAUAGAGAGAAGGUGAGAGAGGCUAGACAGCUACAGAUUUUUGCUAUAGUGAGAGACGUAGAGAAUCUAGAUAGCGUGGGAAAUUGAGAGACGCAGAGAAGCUAGACAGCUAGAGAUAGAGAGAAGGUGAGAGAUGCAGAGAAAUUAGGCAACGUGGGAAAGAGAGAGACGCAGAGAAGCCAGGCAGCUAGAGAUAGAGAGAAGGUGAGAGAUACAGAGAAUCUAGACAGCGUGGGAAAGUGAGAGACGCUGAGAAGCCAGGCAGCUAGAGACAGAGAGAAAAUUAGAGACGCAGAGAAGCCAGGCAGCUAGAGAUCAUUGGAAAAUGUGAAGGAGAGAGAGAGAGAGAAGCUAGACAGCUAGAGAUGAAGAGGAAGUGAGAGACGCAGAGUAGCUAGACAGCUAGAGAUAAGGAGGAGGUGAGAGACGCAGAUAAAAACUGCUUGGAAGUUAGAGACGCAGAGAAUCUAGACAGCUAGAGAUAUUUGUUAUAGUGAGAGACGCAGAGUAGCUAAACAGCUAGAGAUAUAGAGAAUGUGAGAGAUGCAGGGAAUCUAGACAGCGUAGGAAAGUUAGAGACGCAGAGAAGCUAGACAACUAGAGAUAGAGAGAAGAUGAGAGAUGCAGAGAAAAACUGCUAGCAAGUUAGAGACGCAGAGAAGCUAGACAGCUAGAGAGAAUUGGAAAAUGAGAAGGAGAGAGAGAGAGGCUAGACAGCUAGAGAUUUUUGCCAUAGUCAGAGACGCAGAGAAGCUAGACAGCUAGAGAAAAAGAGACAAUUAGAGACGCAGUAUAAAACAUCUAGGAAGUUAGAGACGCAGAGAAGCUAGACAGCUAGAGAAAAAGAGACAGCUAGAGACGCAGAGAAAAUCCCCAAUAAUAUCUUGCAGAUAAUUCUUGCCAUCAUGGCAUGCCUAACUCCACUUCUCGCCUGUUCAACCGCACUCGCCGUAAUGUUCCUCUGCGGAAUCCGUUUCGCCUCCAUCCUCUGCGUCAUUCCAUUUCUCGUCUUGUCAAUCGGCGUCGAUUCCUCCUACCUAAUGAUUCACGAAUGGCAGCGAGUCACCAAGCAUAUGCGAGAGACGCCGAGAAAAAAAGACAGUGUCGGACAUCGAAUGAGCGAAGUGAUGGCCGAAGUCGGACCCGCCAUCCUCAUUUCCUGCCUCACCAACAUGUUUGCCGAUUUUGUCGGCGCGUUCACGUCGUCGCCCGAAAUCACGCUGCUUUGUGCCGGAAAUAUGUUGUCGAUGUGGUUUGCGUUCAUUUAUCAGGUAUUUUUUUUAGUACCAAUAAGCCUAAGCUUAGGGUUACUGUAGGGUUUUUUUUGGCGCGAAAAUUUGGAAUUUUUUGAGACCAAACAUGCCUAGACUUAGGGUUACUGUAGGUGCCACGUGUCAAAAAUUUGGAAUUUUUUGAGACCAAACAUGCCUAGGCUUAGGGUUACUGUAGCUGCCACGUGUCAACAAUUCGGAAUUUUUUGAGACCAAAUAAGCCGGGUUACUGUAGAUCAAUUUUUGCCGCGAAAUUUUUUUUUGAAACCUUGGGUUACUGUAGCUGCCACGUGUCAAAAAUUUGGAAUUUUUUGAGACCAAACAUGCCUAGGCUUAGGAUUACUGUAGUUGCCACGUGUCAAAAAUUUGGAAUUUUUUGAGACCAAAUAAGCCGGGUUACUGUAGAUCAAUUUUUGCCGCGAAAAAAAUACGUUUCAAAAUUUUUUCAAAAUAAAAAAAUCUACAGUACCCAAGCCUAGAAUUUAAAGGCACAUAGAACUACAGUACCCCAGAUUACUGUAGAUUAUUUUCAGAAUAAACAUUUUUAGUAAAAUUUGAAUUUUCGGGUCCCGACGCGCCUACAGUAAGAAGAAAAUCUGAAGCUCAGAAAAAAUGGCAAAGCAUAUCAUGUUUGGACUCAAAAUUUCCGGGAAUUUUUGAAUUUUUGGGUCCCGACGCGCCUACAGUAACCCUAAAUGAUUUUUGCCAGAUGACCUUCUACGCGGGCCUGAUGUCCAUUGUUGGAAAAUUCGAGUUCGGCACCGACGAGGUCGACAAAAAUCGCAUGGAAAUCAACAUUGCCGAAAAUCGCGUCAACAUUGCCAGACAUCAUCGACCGCUUACGGUAGGUAUACGGUAGGACUACAGUAAUCCACGUGUCAUCAUUUUUUUCUCUGCAGCGCCAACCUUCCAAAUUCCACGAAGCAACUCAGCCGAUCAUCAGUGAAAGCCUACAAAAAUACACGCAUUUGAUGACGACCCCCCUGGUUUUUGUCGGAAUUUGUGUGCUCUACAUUGCCUAUCUGGCUUUCAGUAUUUAUGUGAGUGAUUUUGGCGCGAAAAUUUGGGAUUUUUUGAUACCAAACAUGCUUAGGGGUACUGUAGAUCAAAAAUUUCGGAUUUUUUGAUAGUAAACAAGCCUUGGGUUACUGUAGGAAGUUUCAAGGGACAUGUAAAUUUUUCAGGAACUUUAAAAAGCCUUGCAAAAAAUGAAAGCGUUUUUUUCAAAUUUUCAAAGGCGCAUACAGUAGUCCCAAGAAAAGUCCACGCAUUCUGAUACCAAACAAGCUCAGGGUUACUGUAGGAGGUUUAAAGGAACAUGCGAAGUUUUGUGGAAUUUUUAAAGGCACAUACAGUAGUCCUGAGUAGAUGGCCUUGGGUUACUGUAGAUCAAAAAUUUCGGAUUUUUCGAUAGUAAAAAAGCCUAGGGGUACUGUAGAUCACAAAUUUUGGAUUUUUUGAUAGUAAACAAGCCUUGGGUUACUGUAGAUCAAAAAUUUCGGAUUUUUUGAUAGUAAACAAGCCUUGGGUUACUGUAGAUUCUGAUUUUUUGGACCAAAUAUGACUAGGGGUACUGUAGAUGCCAAAAAUCGAAAUUUUUUGACUUACGAUUACUGUAGAAAAAUGCAAGAUUCAAACUUUCAAAAUCUACAGUAAUCCUAGGCUUGUUUACUAUCAAAAAUUUCGAAAUUUUUCGCCUACAGUAACCCCAGACGUAUUUACCGUAAUCCGAUUUGUUUUUUGCGCAGGGCAUAACUCAAGUCAACAUAAAUCUGACGGCUCAAAAACUAUUCGCGUUGGAUUCGCCACUUUUGGAACUCGAUGAUUUGCGAGUACAGUAUCAGGUGCCGCAUUUCUCAAUGGCUACGGUAUUUGUGAAUAAUCCCGGAAAUUUGGAAGAUCCACAAAGAUUGAUGAGAUUGAAUAAGUGGGUUUUUUUGGCGCCAAAAAAUCCACGUGGCGCCAAAAAAAUCUGAAAUUUAUUCCAGAUUUAUUCGAGAAAUGGAGGCGUUGAAUGGAAGUUGGGGAAAAUCGUGGGGCGAAGUUGGAACCAAAUAUUUUUGCAGAGAUUAUGAUGUCUUCCAACAGUGUAGGUGAUGGGUUACUGUAGAAGCCUAGGCUCAAAAAUUUGCCAUUUUUUGACACCAAACAUGCCCAGGGUUACUGUAGAUCAAAUUUUUUUCCUCCAGCAUUCGGAAGCGAAGAUGAAGAAGAGGAGGAAGAGGAUUUUGAGAGUGAGAAAGAGGUUACUGUACAUUCGGAUGAUAAAAUGACAUACCGUGAAGAUGAGCUGAAAUACUUUCUGAAUUGGCCCGAAUACGAUUUUUGGCAGGGUUUUGUGAAAACCAAAAAUGCCACGAAUACCACGGAUCCUGAGUGAGUUUUUUUUUGUCAAGGAGCCGCGCCUUUGGGCAAUUUGUUCUCAAGGAGCCACGCCUUGAGAGAUUAUCUUGUCAAGGAUCCGCUCCUUGAGAGUUUGUCUUGUCAAGGAGUAGAUCCUUGAGGUUUUAUUUCUCCAAGGAGCCGCACCUUCUCAAACUUUCUGUCAAGGAGCUGCGCCUUGAGAGUUUGUCUUGUCAAGGAGACGCGCCUUUAGGCUCUCUAUUCUCAAGAAGACGCGCCUUCUCAACCUUUCUUUUAAGGAGCCGCCCCUUGAGGGUUUAUCUUGUCAAGGAGUCGCUCCUUGAGGUUUUAUUUCCCCAAGGAACCGCGCCUUGAGAGUUCAUCUUGUCAAGGAGCCGCGCCUUCAGGCUCUCUAUUCUCAAGAAGCCGCCCCUUCUCAACCUUUCUUUUAAGGAGCCGCGCCUUGAGAGUUUGUCUUGUCAAGAAGCCGCGCCUUCUCAAACUUUCUGUCAAGAAACCGCCCCUUGAGGGUUUAUCCUGUCAAGAAGCCGCUUCUUGAGGUUUUAUUUCCCCAAGGAGCCGCGCCUUGUCAUUAGAUUUGUCAAGGAUCCGCUCCUUGAGAGUUGAUCUUGUCAAGGAGCCGCGCCUUCUCAAACUUUCUGUCAAGGAGCCGCGUCUUUAGGCUCUCUAUUCUCAAGGAGCCGCCCCUUAACUCCCCAAAAAACCCCCAAAUUUUCUGCAGCGCUCAAGUUUUGGACAAAUUCUUCUUCACCACCGGCUAUCACGGUCAGAAUCUGUCGGUUUGGACGCAACGUGGAUUGAUGUUGAAAAAAUGGAGAAGUGUGGUUGAUGAAUAUAAGUGAGUACUGUAGAUCUUUCGAAUUUUUGGGUCCCGAAGCGCUUACAGUAAUCCAAAAUCAAAUAUUCCAGAGAUUUUGGCGCAUCAGUUUUCCACGAAGAUGGAAUCUAUCUGGAUUUGAUCGAUAAUAUGCCAUUCGAUACAAUGCAAUCAGUUCUGGGAACUCUUGUCUGUAUGGCUUUUGUGUGUUUUGUUUUUCUCAAUAAUCUGUUCACUGUGGCAAUUGCCUCAAUGUCGGUUCUAUCGAUUUGCGCGGGAAUUUUGGGAAUUUUAUCGUGGUGGGGAGUGGAUUUGGACCCGAUCACCAUGGCUGCUAUGAUUAUUUCUAUUGGAUUUUCGGUGGAUAUUCCGGCACAUGUUAGCUAUCAUUAUUAUCAGGCUUGUCAGUUUUUUCGAGGGGGAAUUUUUUGAGACCAAAUAUGACUAGGCUUAGGGUACUGUAGAGUUUUGGCCUGAUUCGAAAAUUUGGAAUCUUUUGAGAUCAAAUAAGCCGGGUUACUGUAGAUCGAACGAUUACUGUAGGAAUUUUUUGGCGCGAAAAUUCUGGAUUUUUCGGGUUACUGUAGCUGCCACGUGUCAACAAUUUGGAAUCUUUUGAGACCAAAUAAGCUUAGACUUAGGGUUACUGUAGGGUUUGUGGUGCGAAAAUUCUGGAUUUUUCGGGUUACUGUAGCUGCCACGUGUCAACAAUUUGGAAUUUUUUGAUACCAAAUAUGACUAGGCUUAGGGUUACUGUAGGGUUUGUGGUGCGAAAAUUCUGGAUUUUUCGGGUUACUGUAGCUGCCACGUGUCAACAAUUUGGAAUUUUUUGAUACCAAAUAUGACUAGGCUUAGGGUUACUGUAGGGUUUGUGGCGCUAAAUUUUUUUUUGAAACCUCGGGUUACUGUAGCUGCCACGUGUCAACAAUUUGGAAUUUUUUGAUACCAAACAUGCCUAGGCUUAGGAUUACUGUAGGAAUUUUUGGCGCGAAAAUUCUGGAUUUUUAGGGUUACUGUAGCUGCCACGUGUCAACAAUUUGGAAUUUUUUGAGACCAAACAUGCCUAGGCUCAAGAUUACUGUAGGGUUUUUUGGCGGGUUACUGUAGCUGCCACGUGUCAACAAUUUGGAAUUUUUUGAUACCAAAUAAGCCGGGUUACUGUAGAUCAUUUUUUGCCGCGAGAAAUACGUUUCAAAAUUUUUUCUAAAUAAAAAAUGAUCUCAAAGUGUGUAGAAUUCAAAGGCACAUAGAACUACAGUACCACAGAUUACUGUAGGUCAUUUUCUACCAAAUUUUCAGAAAAUUGUAAAUUUUUGGGUCCCGACGCGCCUACAGUAACCCUAGAUGAUCAAAUAUCUUAAGUUGUAAAUCUGAAGCUCAGAAAUAAUGCCACGUGGCAAAGCAUAUCAUGUUUAGACUCAAAAUUUCCGGAAAUUCUCGAAUUUUUGGGUCCCGACGCGCCUACAGUAACCCCAAAAUCUCAAAAUCCCGAAAUUUGCAGCAAUUCAAGAAGGACCAAUGUCUCCACCAUCUUCUCGAUUGGCCAAUUGUCUUUCAUCGGUGGCUUUUCCCGCCCUGCAAGCCGCAGUUUCGACAAUUUUGUGUGUUUGUAGUUUGCUCUUUGUCAAUUUGUAUAUGGCGGAGGUGAGCAAAAUUGCCACGUGGCAUUUGAAAAUUCAAAAAAAUUCUCCCCAAAUCUCCAAUUUUCUUCAGGUUUUCGUCAAAACCAUGGUUCUGUGUGUUGUUCUUUGCAACUUGCACGGUCUCGUCUUUCUUCCCGCUAUUCUCAUUCUUCUCGACUCGAUUCGCUGGGCCUGUAGGCCAAAAGGGGCCGCCGCUCAACGUCCGAAACCCGCACAAAAAUCGGGCGGCUCACGACAAAAGGCGAAAAACUCGAAAAUUCAACCCGAAAAAUCGUCGGUUACAGAUCGGCCUGAAGUUUAA